Guillardia theta CCMP2712 is the source of this 1980-nucleotide messenger RNA. RefSeq lists its product as hypothetical. The record is from RefSeq and is a predicted model, not a curated record. The transcript has 16 exons. The coding region runs from base 1 to 1980 and encodes 659 amino acids. Lineage: Eukaryota; Cryptophyceae; Pyrenomonadales; Geminigeraceae.
AUGCUGGAUCCUGUGGACGAGACCUUCUUCGAGUUCGUGGAAGCUUGCUUGAACCACGUCCAGACUCCAGUCCUGCAGAGGAAAUUCGCUGCGCUGGGAGGAAUCGAUCUGCUCGUCCGGCUCUGCGCCAUGUCCAUGAACGAUGACGUGAUCGUCAAGGCGUGCAGAGCUAUCGCCAUGCUGCUGCGGGUGGAGGGGAGCAUCCCCGACACUGUUCCUCACAGCCCCUCCACCAUCGCGACCGCGAGCUCGAAGCCUCUUGCGGUGGUGAACGCUCUCAAGAUCAGGGCGGCAGGAGGAGUCGCGGCGCUUCUUGCGCAGAUGAGAAGAUCUCGCAACGAGCUCGUGCUGCAGGAGUGCUCUUCGGCUAUGAAGCAUCUCAUCAAGGUGUACGAGGCCAGCAAAGAGCUGCCGGACUGGUCAGACGCGAGGUUGUUUCGAGAAGGAGACGACGCUUUCUCAGUGCUUGUCAGUCUCUUCAGAAGGUGGGAGGAGCUUGUUGGUACUCGUGUGGGGGAAGGAGAUAGAGAGAGAGAGAAGUCGAGGAAAGCAGACGAAGUGGAAGGGUCAAGGAGCAUUUUUGUUCAUGCAGAGAUGGCGGAGGCAAUUCAUUACAUCGCCCUCAACGAUGAAUGCAAGCCUGCGCUUGGAUCGGCGGGAGCCAUCUGUGUUCUCACGCAGCAGGUCCAAGAGAGCUCAGAAGCAGCAGUGCAGAUCUGGUCCUGCAACGCCCUGUGCGUGCUGGUGAUGUCGGAGGAGAACAGGAGGAGGUUCACGCAGGAGGAAGGCGCGACGGCAAUUGUCUCCAUCCUCAGUCAAGCUCUCGCCUCCUCCUCCUUCGGCGUCAUGUCGAGCGCAGCCCACGUGCUGUCCAACUACAUGGCGGGGGAGGGGAAGGAGAUACACGACUACCAGGUGCGGGUCGGGCAAGCAGGAGGGUGCGAAGUGCUGCUGCGAUGCUGCGAGCGGGCGGCGGUGGUGGGAAAGAUCGAGGAGGAGGCGCUGGAGCAGUGCUGUGGUGCCCUCUGCAGCCUCUCCUUCGAGAACGAUGGGCACAGGGUGAAGCUCGGGGACCUCGGGGCGUGCGAGACUUUCGCGCGCAUCUGUCAGAUCUGCGACGUCUCCGUCGUCUCCCACCACAGGAUCCUGGAGCAGGCGUGUGCGGGGAUAGGGAACUUCUGCAAGAGGAACAGGAUGAAUAGGAUGAGGAUGGGAGGGUGUAUGGGGCCCGAGACUCUCGUCUCCGUGCUCACCCGCACGCUCGUGCUAGGGCAGGAAGCAGACGCAGUGGCGCUGCAGGCGCUGCGGGCUGUGAGCAACGUGGUGAUGAGAAAUGAGGAGAAUCAGGAAAGGUUUGCAGAUGCUGGUGGGUGUAGACAACUUGUGCAGUAUUGCUUUGCAACGAGACAUGAUGGGAUCCUGAGGUGGGUCCUGGUGGCCCUGGGAGCGCUGGCACAGCACGAGCUCAUUCGCUACAAACUCGUCAAUGAAGGAGCCAUGGCUGCAGUCUCAGGAGCAGAGCGAUCGUGCUCUACAGCAGAGACGAAGGAGGCGGCGAAGAGGGUUGUGGCGUUGCUUCCGCCUCCUGCUCCUGUUGGGCUUCAGGUGAGAGGAUCGAUUAUCUUGAAGGACGAGGACGAAGAAGUCUUUGUACAGUGCCGCGAUGGAUGUUGGGUCAAAGGCAACAAAGUUGUCAUCAAGAAUGCUGCGGAUUGUUUCACAUCACUCUCUUCGAGAUUCGUGCAGAGCCUUCACUUUGAGAUCAACGACCUCAACCACUCAGAAGGAGACGGCACGGACCGCAGGCGAUCUCCUGCUGGCCUCCACAGGAUACGGCUCAAGGUGCGGGAUCGGGAGAUAAGCAUCGAUGCCGCCCUAGAUGGCAAGCAUGCGGAGGACAUCGUGAUAGGCCCUGCGCUGCUUGCAAAGCUCAAGAUUUUUGGCUUCGAGCACAUGGUCAACGAGCUGGUGGUUCUGUAA